This is a messenger RNA of Candidozyma haemuli, 339 nucleotides long. RefSeq lists its product as uncharacterized. Gene Ontology annotation, biological process: protein peptidyl-prolyl isomerization. Gene Ontology annotation, molecular function: peptidyl-prolyl cis-trans isomerase activity. The record is from RefSeq and is a predicted model, not a curated record. Bases 1 to 339 code for a protein of 112 amino acids. NCBI's taxonomy places the organism in Eukaryota, Fungi, Ascomycota, Pichiomycetes, Serinales, Metschnikowiaceae. The transcript has a single exon.
AUGCACCGAAUAAUCAAGGAUUUUAUGAUUCAAGGAGGUGAUUUUGAACGUGGAAAUGGAACUGGAUCAUUGACUAUUUAUGGUCUGAGUACUUUCGAUGAUGAAGGCUUCCCGUAUGAUCAUAAGAAGUACAGUGUAUCUAUGGCCAACUCAGGCCCAAACACUAACGGAUGUCAGUUUUUCAUUUGCACAAAAGAUGCUUCCCAUUUAGAUGGUAAGCAUGUUGUGUUUGGGAGAGUAAUUGAGGGUUUCAAGAUAGUUGACGAGCUUAAUCAGACGAGAACCAAGAAUGAUCUGCCUACAGAAGAAGUCAUAAUAGAGGAAUGUGGGGAGAUGUAA